Struthio camelus australis is the source of this 2880-nucleotide messenger RNA. Lineage: Eukaryota; Metazoa; Chordata; Aves; Struthioniformes; Struthionidae. The record is from RefSeq and is a predicted model, not a curated record.
AUCUCACCAGUGCGUGCCCAUCGCACCGUGCUGGUGCAUGCCCGUCUCAACUGCACCAGUAUGUGCCCAUCAUACCACACUGGUGCAUGCCCAUCACACCAUUGGCAUGACCCUCAUACCACACCAGCACAUGCUCAUCACACCAGUGCGUGCCCUUCGCACCACACCAGUGCAUGCCCAUGACACCAGUGCAUGCCCAUCACACCACACUGGUACAUGCCCCUCGUGCAUCACUGGUGCAUGCCCAUCACACCAGUGCGUGCCCAUCGCACCACACCAGUGCAUGCCCGUGACACCAGUGCAUGCCCGUGACACCAUACUGGUACAUGCCCACGACCUCAGUGCAUGCCCAUCACCCCACACCGGUGCAUGCCCAUCACACCACACUGGUGCGUGUGCCUAGCGAGGAUCGCCCGCAGGAGGGCAGCCACAGCGGGAGGGCUGGGUUAGGCGAUGCCCACGAGCCUCCCAUGGACACCCCUGGUGCUGACAUCUGGCCUCUUUCCUCCCCAGGCCCCCAGGAGCUUUCUGGCUGCAGACACCCAAGCAACGUGACACCAUGACUCUGGCUGCUUACAAGGAGAAGAUGAAGGAGCUGCCCCUCGUCUCCCUGUUUUGCUCCUGCUUCCUUUCGGACCCCUUGAACAAGCCAGCGUACACGUAUGAAGACACGGUAGACCUCACUUGGUGCGUCAUCUCCGACAUGGAAGUCAUUGAGCUCAACAAGCGCACCUCGGGGCAGUCCUUCGAGGUGAUCCUGAAGCCUCCCUCCUUCGAUGGCAUCCCUGAGUUCAACGCCUCCUUGCCGCGGCGACGUGACCCUUCCCUGGAGGAGAUCCAGAAGAAGCUGGAGGCGGCUGAGGAGCGGAGGAAGUACCAGGAGGCUGAACUCCUUAAGCACCUAGCAGAGAAGCGGGAGCACGAGCGGGAGGUCAUGCAGAAGGCCAUUGAGGAGAACAACAACUUCAUCAAAAUGGCCAAAGAGAAGCUGGCGCAAAAGAUGGAGUCCAACAAAGAGAACCGUGAGGCCCAUUUAGCAGCCAUGCUGGAGCGCUUGCAGGAGAAGGACAAACACGCAGAGGAAGUGAGGAAAAACAAGGAGCUAAAAGAAGAGGCUUCCAGGUAAAGAGCCCCAUGUGAUGGCGGAUUGGACUGACAGCUCCGGGGAGGUUGUAGAGGCUGCUUCAGCGCAAGGUCAACUGGUGGAAGGGGAUGUUCCUCUGCUUUCUUUGUUUGUGAAUGUAAAGAAUUGAUCAGUGAAGCCAUCCUAUUCGUUUUGGGGAGGGUGGGGAGGGAGGCGUCACUGGAGGAGGAAGGAGGGGGGUGGGUGGGUGCGUGCCUCUUUGGUGCACCAGCUUUAGGACGUCCGGCUGGAAACCUCUCCGGGGUCUCACGCGCACUUACUCGCACGCCAUCCGCGUCUGACAGAGAGGUGUAAACGUGCCCGCCAAGGGCCAGCGAAACAGAGGAGGUGGCCAAGGGGGUCCGGGGACAGAGCGGGUGGGGAGGGAAAGGGGGAAAUGUGCGUCAUGUGUGACUUUAAUUUGGUGGUCCGUGUUGGGCAGACGGGGCAGUGGUCUCUGCAACCGUGGGGCGAGCGUGCGUGCGUGCAUGCCUGUGUCCCUCGAGCUUUGUUUCUUUCUCCUCUUCCUUCCCACCCCAGUGGAUGUCUGGCCAUUGAUGUGCAGCAACAUCUCUUGGUGUCCCUCCCUCCUUUUCUUUCAGGCCUCUUGCCCAGAGCAGGGAUUAGUUGCCCACAGACCUUGCAGCACCAUUUUGGGGAAGGGUUUGGGAAUAAGGUCAUCGGAGAGUGAGAAUCACUUACUCCAAAGGCUUUAUCCAGUUGUAGGAGAUGCUGAGGCUCCUUUUGAAACGGUGAAAUCAAAAAGCCCCAUGACUUCCCAAAGAGCUACUUUUUGUAAGAAACCUCCUGAGACAUCUUCCCAGGAACUCUUGGAUGAAAUCCCUUUUUUUGCUCUAGAGCAGCUGAAAAGCCUUCUGCUUGCAGAGGCUCAGCUGAUUAUCUGAAGAGAGAAAUCACCCCCGUGGGGAGCUAGAGCAGGAGAGAAAACUAGAGUAGGGCAAUGGAAACUGCACUGAAAGGAGCGGGGAAAAGCAGAAGGAAGAGAGCAGCUGAGGGAGCCCAGACUGGAGAUCCAAGAGGUGGUGUGGAGACACCUCUCUGGACAGUGCAAGAAGGCAGUGUCCAUAAGAAAAGUAGGACUGGGAGCAAGGGAGAGGUGGGCAUGGGAGUCCCUGGGGAUGGCCAUGGCACCUCCUGAUGACUCCAGGCCAAGAGGAAGGCCAGCUUGGGACACCACCAAACCCUAAUCCUGACUUGUGAAUGGCCCAGGAGGUCUUUUGUGGGUCCUGCUGAGCAGACAGUGUGAUCCCAGGAUGAUCUUUGUGUCCAGGGAGGCUGGGGCAAGGGUGAACAAAGCAGAGACAUUGCUUGGGAUCCCUUCCAGCUGGGAGAGGUGGAGAGUCUGCUUUCUGCCGGGGAGGUGGGGGAACAGCCCCUCCGCUCCCAGUUGCUAGCAGGCAGUGGUCCCAGUACUGCUAGGCGCUGGUACAUCAUCAGUCCCUAACUCUGAUGCUAACUGAGGUCUCGAUCUCCACUGCUGCCAGAUAAGACUUUUAAAGCACUGAUUUAGCGUGGGCAGGUCUGGGGAAAAGAGCAUCUCUUGUUCAUUGUGCUGCGAAACCCUUGCCCAGACCCGAGGACCCGAGGUGGGGAGCAGCCCCCAGGGCAGGAGGGGCUGCCGGAAGGGGGAGCGUGGAAGAAGGUGAUGAGCAAAGAGCGAGGGGGCUGUUCUAGUUGUGGCACGAGCUGUCCUUUUUUUGUAUACAACAGUUGUAAAUAAACUGCCUUGGCAUUUC